Linum tenue is the source of this 983-nucleotide messenger RNA. NCBI's taxonomy places the organism in Eukaryota, Viridiplantae, Streptophyta, Magnoliopsida, Malpighiales, Linaceae. The record is from the annotation of a GenBank genome assembly.
AUGGCAUCCAUGAUUUCGUCCUCCGCCGUGGCCACCGUGAGCCGCACCGGCGCUCAGGCCAGCAUGGUCGCCCCUUUCACCGGCCUCAAGUCCACCGCCGCCUUCCCCGCCACCAGGAAGUCCGUCAACGACAUUACUUCCAUCACAAGCAACGGUGGCAGAGUCCAGUGCAUGAAGGUGUGGCCACCACUGGGUUUGAAGAAGUACGAGACCCUCUCCUACCUUCCCCCAUUGACGGAGGAGCAAUUGGGCAAGGAGGUCGACUACCUGCUCCGCUCCGGAUGGGUUCCUUGCCUCGAGUUCGAGUUGGAGCACGGUUUCGUGUACCGUGAGAACAACAGGUCCCCGGGGUACUAUGACGGAAGGUACUGGGUGAUGUGGAAGCUGCCCAUGUUCGGGUGCACCGACUCGUCCCAGGUGCUGAAGGAGCUCCAGGAGUGCGUCAAGGAGUACCCACAGGCCUUCGUCCGCAUCAUCGGGUUCGACAACAAGCGUCAGGUGCAGUGCAUCUCCUUCAUCGCUUACAAGCCCGAAGGCUACAACUGAUUCGAACCCUUCUCUGCAUUUUCGCGUUCUUUGCUUUUGGCUUUCCUUUGAGGAAGUAUGUGUUAAAUUUCUUUUCCGAAAUUCUCAAUGUUUUCCUGUGGUUUGGAUUCGAAUGUUGGGUCGAACGGUUGAGAUUUGUUUGAAAUAAUAAUAAUAUUUGUUGUUUAUGCAUAUAAUUAAUAGUGUGUGUAUUGCUUGUUCAAUCAUUGUGUCCCCUUUUCAUAUAAUUGGCUGGAGUGCUUUGAAAUGCAUGUGGUGGAAAUUCUGUCUGCCCUUUAGUUUUAGUUUGGGUAAAGUAUAGAUAGAUAGAUAGAUGCAAUUGUAGUCACCGUUAUGUAUUUCAGCCAGACGAAACGAGUGGCUCUUGUAUUACUCCUACUCUUACUCUAACUGGAGAGUUCUUCAGUUGGCUUGAUACAAUGACAUCCGUUAAGAAA